Messenger RNA from Cucumis sativus (cucumber), 1392 nucleotides. Its product is annotated as secologanin synthase-like. The record is from RefSeq and is a predicted model, not a curated record. Bases 190 to 1392 code for a protein of 400 amino acids. Lineage: Eukaryota; Viridiplantae; Streptophyta; Magnoliopsida; Cucurbitales; Cucurbitaceae. Gene Ontology annotation, molecular function: monooxygenase activity; iron ion binding; oxidoreductase activity, acting on paired donors, with incorporation or reduction of molecular oxygen. The transcript is spliced from 6 exons.
UAAAAUGUUGUUAUAUACUUUAUUGCUAAAUUUACAACUAUCCUUCAAACUAUUACACAAUCUAAUUGUUACAUUUAGAAAUGUCUCGUAGUAAUUAGAAUCCCAUAAAAGUUGUGGCCCAAGCGGGCUUUCAACUUUAAAUUACCACCAUCAUGGUGAUGCGUGCUCAAAUCUUGAAAAAUCAACUAAAUGUUGGGAAAUCUAAGGGGAGGGGGGAAAGUAGAGAUCGAUGAAGUGGAAUUGGAUAUGGGUGGUGGGUUCACUGUGGGUGUUGGGAUUAUGGGGAUGGAGAGAAUUCUGAAUUGGGUUUGGUUUAGGCCGAAGAGGGUUGAGAAGUUGUUGAGACAACAAGGCCUCGCCGGCAACUCUUAUCGCUUUCUCUUUGGGGAUACAAAGGAGAUUACGGCGGCCGUCCGGCAAGCAAGAACAUCGCAGCCCAUGAGCUUUUCCCAUCAUAUUGCUCCACGCAUAACCCCUUAUGCUUAUCCCACCAUCACAAAUACUGAAAUUAUUAUUACUUCUAUAUAUGCAAAGACCUGGAUUCUAAAAUACGUCACAUUUUCGGUACUUGCUACUUCAAUCUCUGUCCUUCUGAUCAAUCACGUCCCUUUCUCCCCUCUCGCACUUGCACCGCCUUUUUCACUUUCCUUCUUUAUCAGGAGUGUGAGGAAUUGCUCUACUUCUUGUGUUGGCAGAGGAGUGGGAGAAAUUGGAGCCGAUCUAAGGGAGAGGGAUAGAAUUGGAACAACUCCAAGAGUAUAUAUAACAGAGCCAGAACAAGUGAAGAUUGUUUUCUCUCAAAUCAAUGAAUUUCAUAAGACAUCUUCUUUUCCCUUUAGAAGAAGAAGGAGAAGUGGGCUUGUCUCUCUUGAGGGACGACCUAAAUGGGCUAAACACAGAAAGAUCAUCAACCCUGCAUUUCAUGUGGACAAGUUGAAAGAUAUGUUUCCAGCAUUCUCGAAGAGGUGUAGAGAAAUGGAGGAAAAAAUAAUCUUCCUGCUCUUGAAAGAGGCAGCUUCGCUAUUCACUACAUACCUAACAAACAGAGUUUAUUUCAUCCCAGGGUUUAGGUACAUACCAACUAAAUUAAACAAGAGGAUGGGAGAGAUUGAUAGGAAAAUACGAGAUAUGGUUUUAAGUAUUAUAACCAAAAGACAAAAUGCUAUGGAGAAAGUUGAAGCUUCAAAAAAUGAAAAUCUUUUAGGCAUCCUAUUAGAAUCAAAUGCAAGUCAAAUUGAAGAACAACAAAACAAGAAAGAUGUUGGAAUGAGCAUAGAAGAACUGCAUUGCUUACUUGGACAAUUAUUCUACUUGGUCGAUACUCGGUAUGGCAAGAUCGAGCGAGCGCAGAAGUCUUGGAGGUUUUUGGAGGUUCUAGAACUUGGAUUUUGA